GCCCGGCGGUGGGAUGUGGAGAGGUUGUACCUGACGGUGGGUUGAAGUGUGUGUGCUCUGUGUAAGGGUUGCAGACACAGUGACCGAUUGAAUAAGCUUUUAACAGAAGAAAAUGCAAAUAGCUACAAAAACAGAAGACGGGAUCAGUUUGCAAAAGCCUUGGGUGUUUCAAAACAACAAAACAGUACUGAAGAAAUAGUGUUAACACUGGAACAUUACUGUUGUUUACAUUUAUGUUUUCUUUAUAUUGUUGAACAGUAAUUUCCUUGUUCUGCUAUGAAUGAAAAUACAGAGUUGGCUCUUGACCCCAAUAAAGAUGACCUUCCUCUCAUGGCAAAUGUUGGCUCCAUGUUAGUCAGGCACUAUGUGCUGGAUCUUACAGUGAACUUUGACAGAAAAGUCAUCAGUGGUACCAUUGUUCUUUAUCUAGAAACCAACAAAACAUACAAAAAAAAAUCUGAUUCUGUGGGAACAAGUUGUUGUCCUUACUCUCAGACAUUAUUUGAAACUGAGCAACCCGGAUCUUCGUGCAAUUCCACUGCAAGUGUUGCUGCUUCUGCAUCUGUGGAUAAGACGUACAACCUAUCUAAGCAUCGUGGUGGCGGAGUUACUAAUGUUAACACUUGUAACCAUAGCAACGCAAAGUGGACUGGUGUGAUUUCUGGUACAAGGGAACAGUGCAGUAAUGGGGAAGAUUUUGUCUUGGUGCUGGAUUGUUGUGAUCUUGUGGUGAAUAAGGUAGAAGAAGUGAAUGUCAUUGCUACACCAGGUAUUGAGAAACUGAUCAGAAUGGACAUGCCCACGUCAGAAAAUAAUAUUUAUUCUCAGCGACUGCAGAGUAGCAUUGUGGAUGCUAUUCUUGGUUUAGGAGCAGAAUGCUGGCAGGAGCAACAUUGUUACUAUCUCGAGUGCAGUAAAGCGCCUGGAUGUGGAGAACUGCAGUUCCAGACUGACAGAUGGAGCUUGCAAAUAAAGAAACUAGGGAUACAAACGCCUAAAGACUUCCCACGUGUAUUGCGAAUCUACUAUGAAACAAAGCCGGAGGGUGGUUCAGUGAAGUGGACUAAGGACCAAAGUGGCAGGCCAUGUGUGUAUACAUCAGGAUCUCCAAUCAACAACAGAGCAUUAUUUCCUUGUCAAGAGCCCCCAGAAGCAAUGGCAAAGUGGCAAGCCUCAGUUUGGGCCCCAAAAGGGUCUUUGGUUCUAAUGAGUGGUGAAAAUUGUGCUGAACCCAAAUGUAAUGGAGCACUCUCAAAUUGGUUUUAUUAUGUGACCAUGCAUAUGCCAGCAUCUACUUUUACCAUUGCAGUUGGAUACUGGGUUGAAGUUAUAGCUGAAUGCAGCUUUAGAUCCCAGAUACUUAAUUCAUCAUCUUCAACCUCAGACUAUACAAAUAAAAGCAGUGUUUCCCUGCCAUUCUGUGGUCAUCCAGCUUAUCCUUGCCGUUUUCAAAAUCAUAUUGCUCAAGCCCAGAACUGUAUUCCUUACCGUGUCUUUGCGCCUGAAUACCUGAAAGUAAGGAGCCAAGAAGUUCUACUCCCACUCAUGGCACAGUGCCUUUCAGCAGCUCAUUGUGUCCUGGGCACUCACCCUUUCUCCAGGGUUGAUGUGUUGAUAGUCCCUGCUAGCUUUUCUAGUCUGGGAAUGGCUAGUCCACACAUCAUCUACCUAUCACAGUCUGUAUUGUCUGGAAAAAAUAAUCUCUGUGGAAUACGACUGUGCCAUGAAAUAGCUCAUGCCUGGUUUGGAUUGGCCAUUGGUGCUCGUGAUUGGACUGAAGAGUGGAUAAGUGAAGGUUUUGCCACUUAUUUAGAGGAUGUGUUUUGGGCGAAGGCACAAAAGCUCUCAGAGGAAGCAGCAAAAGAUCAGCAUCAACUGAAGUCCCUGCUGCGAUGGCGAAGGCUCCGAGAUGAGAUUCAGAACUCUGAAGAAGAGUUGCAAGUGCUGAGACCUAACAAACAGAAUACUCGUGCAGUGAGUGACUCUGGGUCAACAAUUGUCAAACAUGGUCUAAAUGCAGGAAAAUUUUUUAUGCAAGUCCAUUAUCUAAAGGGUUAUUUUGUCCUUCAUUAUCUUGAGAACAGAGUUGGACAAAAAGAAUUUCUGAAGUUUUUCAGGUUAUUUGUGGAGAGAUUUCAUGGACAACUGAUACUUUCUCAGGAUUUCCUGUACAUGUUUAUGGAGAACUUUUCAGAACUUAGAAGUCAGGGAUUGUCCAUGGAAGUUAUUUUUCAAAACUGGCUGGACGUGGCUGGAAUACCAAAGAGCUUGCUACGGAGUUUGACUGGUGUUGAUCAAGAAAUCAGAAGUCUUAUUCAGAAUUUACAUUACCCAGAGGAGGAAUACCAUUCUAAAUUGUUGAAAAAUAUGGUCUCCACUUUAGUUAAGGAACUUCAAGGCAAUCAGUGUGACAGAGCUUCCUUGUUUAUAAGACUACCACCAGACCGACUGAGGAGUUUUUCUGUUCUUUGCUCACCGAUUGUCACUUUAAUUGAGGUUUUACCAUUGGUGGAAGCUCUUCUGACUUGUCGUGAAGAUGAUUUGGAUGAAGCUCUUUGCACAGAAUUUCUAGAGUCUGUCAGUACUGGCAUUUUGCAGUAA
Messenger RNA from Rhincodon typus (whale shark), 2601 nucleotides. RefSeq names its product aminopeptidase O (putative). Gene Ontology annotation, molecular function: metalloaminopeptidase activity; zinc ion binding. The record is from RefSeq and is a predicted model, not a curated record. Bases 277 to 2601 code for a protein of 774 amino acids. The transcript is spliced from 14 exons. NCBI's taxonomy places the organism in Eukaryota, Metazoa, Chordata, Chondrichthyes, Orectolobiformes, Rhincodontidae. Gene Ontology annotation, cellular component: nucleolus; Fanconi anaemia nuclear complex. Gene Ontology annotation, biological process: interstrand cross-link repair.